CAUUAGAUUCUGGUUCCUUAUUUUCUCCGUUUAAUCAAACCUUUGCGUAUAACUCUCUUUGCAAAUACCAUUUUCUCUUUUCUUUCUCACACAUCUUUCAGGUGUGGAAAGAAGAGUACAAGUGCCGUACAAAUGGAGGUCAUGCUUACCAACACUCUGCUAACGUGCGCUCUACCCACGCUUUUAGCCUCCGAUCAGGAUGUUAUGCCGCUGGUGGCAAUUGAGACCAAAGUCGAGGGAGAUCAAAAUACAAAUGAUGAGCACAAAGUAGUUGAUGCUGCUGAGGAAGGUGGAGAUGGAGACAACAAUGUUGAGAAUAGAAAUGGUGGAUUUGAGGAUGGUGAAGAGCAAUUUUCUGAUGAUGGGGUUCAUGAAAACAAUCCCAACAAAACCAAUGGCGAUGCCAAGAAAAGCAAUGACGGAGAAGGUGAAGAAAAUGGAGAUGCAGAAGAUGAAGAUGGUGGUGGUGAAGGUCAUGAUGAUGAUGAUGACGACGACAACAAUGAUGACGAUGAUGAUAAUGAUGAUGACGACGGCGGAGAAGGGCCAGAUGAAGAAGAAGAAGAAGUUGUAGAGGAGGAGCCAGAAGAUGAUGAAGAAGAAGAGACGAUCCAGCCCCCAAAGAAAAGGAAGAAGUGAACGAAUGAGUUUAGUUUUAGCUUGAGAGGGAGAAUUACUUAAUGUGCCUUUCAAUUACCUUUCGCUUUAUGUUUUAGAGAACGUUGGAGCUUUUAAUUGAGCAAACAAAAUCUCCCUCCCUCAACUUAACUUGUUUUCCAGAGUACAUAUCUUAAUCUCUUUCUUUCCUGGGCC
Messenger RNA from Nicotiana tabacum (common tobacco), 813 nucleotides. RefSeq lists its product as uncharacterized. The record is from RefSeq and is a predicted model, not a curated record. Lineage: Eukaryota; Viridiplantae; Streptophyta; Magnoliopsida; Solanales; Solanaceae.